GCUGGAAUGAAUGCUUAUGGCACCAGAAGACACCUGUACGAUGCCAAGGCACACAUUCUGCCACCAAUGGACCAUUCAACCAUCAGUCUUCAGAUGGGGACCAACAAGGGUGCUAGCCAGGCUGGUAUGACCGCUCCAGGGACCCGCCGUGCCAUCUACGACCAGAAACUAGGCACAGAUAAGUGUGACAACUCCACAAUGUCUCUUUCAGAUGGGCUACACUCAAGGUGCCAACCAGAGCGGGCAGAAUUUCGGGCUUGGCCGUCAGAUCUAUGAUGCCAAAUAUUGCCCCCAAGGUGCACCCAGUGCAGGUGAAGAAGCUGAGACUGGCUACACGGAUUACCAAGACGAGGGAUACCAGGGUUAUCAGGAUGAUGGUCAAGAUUACUGAGUCAACCAGUCGCAGGUUAGGAGUCUGAAUGAGAAGCUAAAGGAAAGCUGAUACUUCCUUGCCAACAGAAGACCCAAAACAUUCCAUUAUACCACAGUAAUGUGCCAUCUGUCGGAUGAAAGUGACCAACAUGAAAAUAUCACUUAGUUUUAACUAUCGAGUUAUUUUCAUAAACAUUUUUAAUUUGAAGCGAGAGCCCUGUAAA
Messenger RNA from Carassius auratus (goldfish), 596 nucleotides. Its product is annotated as calponin-2-like. Gene Ontology annotation, molecular function: actin filament binding. Gene Ontology annotation, cellular component: focal adhesion; actin cytoskeleton. The transcript has 2 exons. Lineage: Eukaryota; Metazoa; Chordata; Actinopteri; Cypriniformes; Cyprinidae. Gene Ontology annotation, biological process: actomyosin structure organization; actin filament organization. Bases 7 to 276 code for a protein of 89 amino acids. The record is from RefSeq and is a predicted model, not a curated record.